This is a messenger RNA of Seriola dumerili (greater amberjack), 2046 nucleotides long. RefSeq names its product phosphodiesterase 9A (gene pde9aa). Bases 215 to 1744 code for a protein of 509 amino acids. Lineage: Eukaryota; Metazoa; Chordata; Actinopteri; Carangiformes; Carangidae. Gene Ontology annotation, biological process: cGMP catabolic process. Gene Ontology annotation, molecular function: 3',5'-cyclic-GMP phosphodiesterase activity. The record is from RefSeq and is a predicted model, not a curated record. The transcript has 19 exons.
UUAUGAGAUGCAGUCAGAUAGGGAGGUGACAGAGCGGACAGAGCCCGGGAGACCGAACCGGAGAGCAGGGAGGGUUUCUAUCUGACAGGAGGGUGAGAUGGUGUCGGCCCCCUGACUCACCCUUCACCCCCUCGGUUUGUUUCGCGGCGGUGGGAGAAGGACUGGACAGGAGCCGCACAGCCACGCACUGACGCCGGGGAGAGGAGAGGUGACCAUGGGCUCUGCUUCGUCCUCCUACCGGGUCAUUUACCUGGAUGUGGACGGCAGGAUUCAGAAGGUGGUCUUCAGUAGAUUCUGCAGCCCGUGUGACAUCAAGGAACUGCUCUGUACAGCCCUGAGUGUGCCAAGGAACACUAACCUGUCCCUGCUGGAUUCCUCUGGAGCCAUGGUGUCCAUCGACCCCACCAUGCCACACAACACAGAGAGGUCACCGUACCGAGUGGUGCCUAUGACUGGAGGACAGCUUGCUGAUAAAGAGGAACUCUUUCAGAAUGUACUGACGCAAGUAGCAGAGCAGUUCUCCAGGGCCUUUAAGAUCAAUGAGCUGAAGACUGAGGUCACCAACCGUCUCGCCAUGUUGGAAAAGAGAGUCGAGUUGGAGGGCAUGAAGGUGGUGGAGAUUGAGAAAUGUCGCAACGACAUCAAGAAACUCCGUGAGGAGAUGGCAUCGAGAAACAAUAGUAACUUCCUGGAAGACAAUAAGAAGCUGACGCCUCGUAGAGACGUGCCCUCCUACCCCAAGUACAUGCUGUCACAACAGACCAUAGACGCCCUCAAAAAACCCGCCUUUGAUGUCUGGCUGUGGGAGGCCAAUGAGAUGCUGAGCUGUCUCGAACAUAUGUACCAUGACCUUGGCUUGGUGAAAGACUUCAACAUCAACCCCAUCACCCUCAAGAGAUGGCUGUUGUGCAUUCAUGACAACUACAGGAACAACCCCUUCCACAACUUCCGCCACUGUUUCUGUGUCACCCAGAUGAUGUACAGCAUGAUCUGCCUCUGCAGCCUAAAGGAGAAGUUCACACAGGUGGACAUUUUGAUUCUCAUGACAGCUGCUGUGUGUCAUGAUCUCGAUCACCCUGGAUUCAACAACACGUACCAGAUCAAUGCCAGGACAGAGCUGGCUGUUCGCUACAAUGACAUCUCUCCUCUGGAGAAUCAUCACUGUGCUGUGGCGUUCCAGAUCUUCUCUCAGCCCGACUGCAACAUCUUCUCCAACUUUGACCCAGAGGCCUUCAAGCAGAUACGGCAGGGAACCAUCACACUGAUCCUGGCCACAGACAUGGCUCGACACGGUGAGAUCCUUGACUCUUUCAAGCAGAAAGUCGACAACUUUGACUACACAGACGAGGAGCACGUCACCUGUCUGAAGAUGGUGCUCAUCAAGUGCUGUGACAUCUCCAACGAGGUGCGGCCCAUGGAGGUGGCUGAGCCAUGGGUGGACUGCCUGCUGGAGGAGUACUUCAUGCAGAGCGACAGGGAGAAGGCUGAGGGACUUCCCGUGGCUCCAUUCAUGGACAGAGAGAAGGUCACCAAGCCCACGGCUCAGAUCGGCUUCAUCAAGUUUGUCCUCAUCCCCAUGUUUGAGACGGUGAUGAAGCUGUUCCCACAGAUUGAGGAGGCUAUGGUGCAGCCUCUCAGAGAGUCCAGAGACAGAUAUGAAGAACUCAAACAGAUUGAUGAUGCUAUGAAUGAGGUGCAGAAGAAGAAAAGUGAGAACUUGACCAUGGGAGGGAAGAAGAAGUAAAAGGUUUAAAAAGAUCCAGUCCAGAGCUCAGAGUGGAGCAGAGACCUCAGUAAACUGGAUGAGACUGGUUGAUCCUGCAUCAUCACUGUGUGCUGUCGUCACCUCAGUCUGAUGAAGAGCAGUGGACCAUCGGGUCAUGUGUCUCUCAGACAGCGUUACAGGGCUGGACUCCAGGAACAGAGGGACAAUCCAAAGCCUUCUUCAGGGACCGUCAAUGUUUGUACAGCACAGACCACUUCAGUCUACAAUGUUUAGAUACACAACUUUUUUUUUUUUUUUUUUUUUUUUUUGAAACGUGUUGU